CCACAGUUUAGGAACAACUGGAUAAAGAUUUUUGCAUCAAGAACAAAUCAUGAUGACCGGAUUUCGGCUGAACUUAUCGCCGCUGAAGGAGCCUCUGGGCUUCGUCAAACUGGUGGAGUGGCUCACGGCCAUAUUUGCUUUUGGAUGCUGUGGCGGAUACUCAGGGAAGAACAUCAUAUCUCUCUUCUGCGGCGAUGGCACGAAUGAAACUCUCACUGCUAACUUUCACUACCCAUUUAGGUUAAGCGAGGUCCCGCUCAUCGAGGGAAACACCACUUUGUGUAACCACUCUGUCACAACGACACACAUGGUGGGAGACUCGGUCUCCUCAGUGGAGUUCUUUGUGGGCAUCGCCAUCGUUUGCUUUCUGUACAGUAUGGUGGCUCUUUUGGUAUAUUUAGGCUACAUGCACGUCUACAAGGACUCUGACUUUGGACCCAUUUUUGACUUUCUGAUCACAGUGAUACUGGUCUUUCUGUGGCUGGUGUGUUCAUCAGCCUGGGCAAAGGGCCUGCAGAAUGUGAAGGAUGCCACGGACACUGGAGGCAUCAGCGCCACGCUGGACGUCUGCAAGGGGAGCAACAUCACCUGUGAGGUCACUGAGUUCGCCAGCCUGCGGACCCUAAACAUGUCUGUGGUGUUUGGCUACCUCAAUAUGUUUGUGUGGGCAGGCAACGCCUGGUUUGUGUACAAGGAGACCCGUUGGCACUCCCAGAAAUUCUCUUCUCAGCCCGGACCUGGAAGGCAACAGGUCCCUGCACCCAUCUAACAUAUACAAUAUAAAGCAACACAUACACACAGUCACAUACAUGUACAGAGCACACACAUAACAGACACAAUUUGAGCACACGCACACUGUAUGUGCAUAGAGACAUUAUUACACAUAAACACAACGAAAGCUCUGUGAAAAUGAUGAAGAGAAAAAAGAAUGAAGAAUAAAUGUAUAGGUAGUCAGUUUAAAAUUGGAUAGAUUUGGAUAUGUAUUGGAUUUGGACCUUAUCAACGCAGUGCCAGCUUUGUAGGUAGUACACAGAGCUGUUUGUAACCCAAAAUGUCAUAUCAUUCCUCGCACAAUCAUGGCAUACUUGAACUGAGAACAGUUCUAAAAGCAAUGUAAAUUUCCCAAAAGAUUUCCUCUGAAGGGCUAAGCAGCCCUGCAGCAGGAGGAGGCUGGGAACAGAAAAGGUGUUCUAACUAAGGUUUCAUGUAUAGAUUAGCCUUUGUUAUUUUCUUUUAUUUUUUACCUGUUUUAUAUACUAUACUUAGGACGAGAGGUUUCCUCAUUUCUCUGGUCCAUUUUUAGGACAAUGGCUACAUGUAUUAUGCUUUCUUAUAUACUGAUGAAUGUAAGGUACUUUGAGCUUGUCUCUAUAAGAAAAACCAAACCACAAGGUUCCUUAAUAUCU
This is a messenger RNA of Etheostoma cragini (Arkansas darter), 1406 nucleotides long. It is a transcript of the gene sypl1, whose product is annotated as synaptophysin-like 1. Gene Ontology annotation, cellular component: synaptic vesicle; synaptic vesicle membrane. The record is from RefSeq and is a predicted model, not a curated record. The coding region runs from base 50 to 769 and encodes 239 amino acids. NCBI's taxonomy places the organism in Eukaryota, Metazoa, Chordata, Actinopteri, Perciformes, Percidae. The transcript is spliced from 5 exons.